AUGCUAGUGACCAAACCUGAGAAGAACACCGCUGAUAGUCGCAGUCCCGAAGAGUGGAAACUGCAAAGGGCCCCAACGGGCCACAGGCCAAAGGACACCUCGGGGACAUGGCCCCGCCCCCGCAGUGGCGUUGCGGGGGCGGGCCCAACGCACGGCCCCUGGCCCCACGCGUGGGAGAAGUUCGCGCCCGAGGGCGUCUGCCGCGGCUGCGGUGGUGACUGGCGGUUCAGCGGCGGCCUCAAAGUGGACGUUAACAGUUCGGAGUAUACGGGUUACAAGUAUUUCUACAACAGACCCGGUUAUAGGGUCAAAGCGAGGUCGUGCGAGGACGCGAGGUUCAUACACAUAAACUUCGUGCUCCUGGCUGAGGUCGCGCACUUCGAAAGAGACCUACAAUCGGAGAUCGAGACGCACCGAGAUGUGUACGCGUCGCUUACGGGCACCGGCAGACGGCUGCUGGGCUCCUUGUCCUCGCAGGAGGACGCCGUCAUGCUGCAAAGGCGCCUCGACGAGAUGAACCAGCGCUGGCACCAUCUCAAGGCGAAGAGCAUGGCAAUAAGAAACCGGCUGGAGAGCAAUGCGGAGCACUGGUCCGCGCUUUUGCUCUCACUACGGGAGCUUACCGAAUGGGUGAUCAGGAAGGAGACAGAACUCAACGCACUGGCCCCGCCACGUGGUGACCUUGCCGCGUUAAUUAAGCAACAGGAUGACCACCGCGCUUUCCGGAGGCAGUUGGAGGACAAGAGGCCCGUGGUUGAGAGCAACCUGCUCAGCGGCCGACAGUACAUCGCGAACGAGCCCCCGCUCUCGGACACCAGCGACACCGAGCCGAGCCGCGAAAACGACGGCGACUCCAGGGGGUACCGGUCUGCUGAGGAGCAGGCCCGGGAGCUGGCUCGCUCCAUCCGCCGCGAAGUGGCCAAGCUGGCCGACAAGUGGAACACCCUGGUCGACCGCAGCGACGCCUGGGGGAGGUGCCUCGACGACGCCGUACAGCUGCUAGGUAAUAAGAAUUUGUAC
Iphiclides podalirius (scarce swallowtail) is the source of this 1020-nucleotide messenger RNA. The record is from the annotation of a GenBank genome assembly. Lineage: Eukaryota; Metazoa; Arthropoda; Insecta; Lepidoptera; Papilionidae.